This is a messenger RNA of Hermetia illucens (black soldier fly), 1247 nucleotides long. RefSeq names its product probable oligoribonuclease. Gene Ontology annotation, cellular component: mitochondrion. The record is from RefSeq and is a predicted model, not a curated record. Gene Ontology annotation, molecular function: 3'-5'-RNA exonuclease activity; nucleic acid binding. The transcript has 3 exons. Bases 148 to 792 code for a protein of 214 amino acids. Lineage: Eukaryota; Metazoa; Arthropoda; Insecta; Diptera; Stratiomyidae.
AGUCGCAGAUACUUGGCUGCUUUCCAUAACCUCUGAAUCACGGCUGGACGAGAACGCGCUGCACCCCGAAUGUCAAACAGUUCAGGUAUUUGGAUCUGCUGAAGGGUGAGAACAUAUUUUGGGAAAACGAGUUUUUUAAGAAGCCGCAUGCUACGCAGAGCAUUAGUUGAUGUGAGGAGACGUGGAGUGUUGUUCUCGCAGUUAAGAGCCUACACCAUGCCGUCAGAUAAAAACAAGAACUGUAUAGUUUGGAUGGACUUAGAAAUGACUGGACUUGAAGAGAAGGAUACAAUUUUGGAGGCUAGCUGUAUUCUAACAGAUGAAAAUCUUAACAUUGUAGCCGAAGGUCCGAAUAUCGUUAUACACCAACCAGAUUCAGUUCUAAAUUCUAUGAAUGAUUGGUGUAAAAAGCAUCAUCAGGAGACUGGCUUAACCGAUCAAUCAAGAAAUUCUAAAAUUUCGACGGAGGAAGCAGAGAAAGCCUUGCUGAAGUUCGUCGAAGAAUACAUUCCACCUAAGACUUGCCCUCUCGCAGGAAAUAGUGUGUACAUGGAUCGGUUGUUCUUGCGAAAAUAUAUGCCACAAUUAAAUGACUACUUGCACUAUCGAAUCAUCGACGUAUCGUCCGUGAAAGAAUUAUGUAAACGCUGGAAUCCAACUUUAUUUUCUCAGGCCCCCCAGAAAAAAUUAGUUCAUCGUAGUUUAGACGAUAUUAAAGAAAGUAUAGAAGAACUAAAAUAUUAUAAACGGUACAUGUUUUUAAAUGAUCCAGAAGUGCACAAAACGUCAUAAGAUUUUAUUUAUAAAUUUAUCGUAAUAGUUCAAAGUAUAAUAAAAAGAUAUGAAUGCUGCUUUGAGAAAAAGCCAAUUAACAAAAAGUCGAUUUUUUGCAACCAUGAGUAAGUCUAUGUAAAAGCAAGUCAUUAUCAACGAAAGUAAUAAAUUCACUCAUUCAUUCAUUCAAAGUUAUUGUUUUACCGAAUGGUUUCGAAAUAUUGAAGAAAUCGAUGUCGCAAAUAUGUUCUAAGUUUCUAGAAUCGGUUGUCCCCAAACCUUGCUCUCCUUCUCUCUGGUUUCAAUAAUCACUGAAUAGUUUUAAAAUUGGAACUCGAUGCAAGUAACUUUCCGCUAAUGUUUCUCGAUACACAUGAUUCCUCAACAUGUUGAUAAUUGUAUUAAAUAGUAAAUUAUUUUUAUUUAAAAUAAAUUACGUAAUUGUUCAAUUUGCACAUCCAACAAAAAACGGG